Messenger RNA from Alligator sinensis (Chinese alligator), 4135 nucleotides. It is a transcript of the gene ZYG11B, whose product is annotated as zyg-11 family member B, cell cycle regulator. Bases 767 to 3031 code for a protein of 754 amino acids. The record is from RefSeq and is a predicted model, not a curated record. NCBI's taxonomy places the organism in Eukaryota, Metazoa, Chordata, Crocodylia, Alligatoridae. Gene Ontology annotation, cellular component: Cul2-RING ubiquitin ligase complex. The transcript has 14 exons.
GGUCCAAAUCCAGGCCGGGGGCGGUGUAGAGCUCUGCUCGCGGGGCUGCGGCGGGCGGCGAGGCCUGGCACCUGGCGGGGGGGUUUGACGUCCUGCCCUCCCCUCCCUGUUCUGACGGAGCAUCCUCCCCCUCAUGAGCGGGGCUGGGGGGUCGUGGCCUGUGACUGACCCGGCCUGGUGGAGCCAGUCUCCUUCCCCCCCCCGGGGGUUGGGCGGCGUCAGCUGGAUUUGCGGGACAAGGAAGAGCCGGGGAGGAAGGUCGUGGUCCGGCGCCGGGGCAGGGUGCGCGGGACCGAGGCCCCCCUAAACACGGGCAUGGGGAGGGCGGGUGUUGCCCACCUAGUGAACAUAAAAGCCCCCUCUUAAUUUGGGGGCCGUGAAGUGGACGUGGAGUGCUAACGGGGGGCAGCUGAGGAAGUGGGGGGGCCGAGGGAAGGUCAUCGCUCACAACAAGCACACUGAGAGUCAGAGGAAAGCAGCCCUGGAAGCGGGACGGCGCCGGGGGAAGUGUGAGCCGAGGCCUGCUGAGUACGACGACGUCUUCCUUAAGGAGGCCGCUGAGGAUGGAGCGGUUGAGUCCUUGGGACAAAUAAAAGACGCUCGGGGAGAGGGGCGAGGGUCAUGGUUUCAAAACCAGCGCGCCGGGGCGGGGACGCUGAGCAGCGCGCGCCAGACUGCUCGCUGGCCCUCGAACGAGUCCGCGGAGCCAGCGGGUGAAAGCCCACCUAGUACGAGUGACAGGAUACCGGGCAGGACAGGCCAGCCGAUGGCGGGUCGUACGGAGAUGGAGGCAGGAUCCGUGCAACCCACGGCUGCUCCUGAUACAGAGGAGGCAUCUCCGCAUUCUUUACUUGACAUUUGCUUAAAUUUCCUGACUGCCAACCUUGAGAAGUUCUGUGCAGAAAGACAAGAUGGAACGUUAUGCCUGCAGGAGCCUGGAAUUUUUCCUCAAGAAGUGGCUGAUCGACUACUGCAGACUAUGGCAUUUAAUGGGCUGCUAAACGAUGGGACUGUUGGGAUUUUUCGAGGCAACCAGAUGCGCUUGAAACGAGCUUGUAUCCGCAAAGCAAAAAUCUCAGCGGUGGCUUUCCGGAAAGCAUUCUGCCAUCACAAGCUAGUAGAACUUGAUGCCACGGGGGUAAAUGCAGACAUUACAAUUACAGAUAUCAUCAGAGGACUUGGCAGCAAUAAAUGGAUCCAGCAAAACCUUCAAUGCCUUGUCUUGAACUCACUAACUCUCUCCUUGGAAGACCCAUAUGAAAGGUGCUUCAGUCAGUUGUCUGGGCUUCGUGCUUUGAGCAUUACCAAUGUUCUCUUCUACAAUGAAGACUUAGCAGACGUUGCUUCACUUCCAAGGUUAGAAAGUCUAGAUAUAUCUAAUACCUCUGUCACAGACAUAACUGCACUCCUCACCUGCAAAGAUCGACUGAAAUCUUUGACCAUGCACCAUCUGAAAUGCUUGAAAAUGACGACUACGCAAAUUUUGGAUGUCAUAAGAGAACUGAAGUAUCUGAAUCACCUUGAUAUUUCAGAUGAUAAACAGUUCACAUCAGAUAUAGCACUCCGUUUACUAGAACAAAAAGAUAUCUUGCCUAACCUUGUGUCUUUGGACAUUUCUGGAAGAAAGCAUGUUACGGAUAAAGCCGUAGAAGCAUUUAUUCAACAGCGGCGAACAAUGCAGUUCGUGGGAUUGCUAGCCACUGAUGCUGGCUACUCUGAAUUUCUUACAGGAGAAGGACACUUAAAGGUGUCUGGGGAAGCAAACGAAACUCAGAUUUCAGAAGCGCUAAAGCGGUACAGCGAGCGGGCGUUCUUUGUGAGGGAAGCGCUCUUCCAUCUGUUCAGUCUGACGCAUGUGAUGGAAAAAACAAAGCCUGAAAUUUUAAAGCUUGUAGUCAUUGGAAUGAGAAAUCACCCUCUGAACUUGCCAGUACAGUUAGCAGCAAGUGCAUGCGUGUUUAACUUAACCAAGCAAGAUUUAGCAGCGGGCAUGCCUGUCCGAUUACUGGCUGACGUCACUCAUUUACUCCUCAAGGCCAUGGAGCACUUUCCCAACCACCAGCAGUUGCAAAAGAAUUGCCUUCUUUCACUGUGCAGUGACAGGAUCCUUCAAGACGUUCCAUUUAACAGGUUUGAAGCAGCAAAGCUUGUCAUGCAGUGGCUGUGUAACCAUGAAGAUCAGAAUAUGCAGAGGAUGGCAGUGGCUAUAAUCUCCAUUCUAGCUGCAAAGCUUUCAACUGAGCAAACAGCUCAACUUGGUGCAGAGCUUUUUAUUGUUAGGCAACUUUUACAAAUAGUAAAGCAGAAAACAAAUCAGAACCUUGUGGAUACCACACUCAAAUUUACAUUGAGCGCGCUUUGGAAUCUCACUGAUGAAUCUCCAACCACAUGUCGACACUUCAUUGAAAAUCAAGGGCUAGAACUCUUCAUGAGAGUCCUGGAGUCUUUUCCAUCAGAGUCCUCUAUCCAGCAGAAAGUUCUUGGCCUUCUGAACAACAUAGCAGAAGUGAAGGAGCUCCAUUCAGAACUAAUGUGGAAGGACUUCAUAGAUCACAUCAGCAAGCUGUUGCACAGUGUGGAGGUGGAAGUCAGUUAUUUUGCAGCUGGGAUUAUUGCUCACUUGAUAUCUAGAGGAGAGCAGGCUUGGACAUUGAGUCGCAGCCAAAGGACAUCUCUUCUUGAGCAGCUGCAUUCAGCUAUUUUGAACUGGCCAACCCCAGAAUGUGAGAUGGUGGCUUACAGGUCUUUCAAUCCUUUUUUCCCUCUGCUUGGCUGUUUCAUGACACCCGGGGUUCAGUUAUGGGCAGUAUGGGCCAUGCAGCACGUUUGCAGCAAGAACCCUGCCAGGUACUGCAGCAUGUUAAUUGAAGAAGGAGGAUUGCAGCACUUGUACAACAUCAAGGAAAACAUUCAGACUGAUCCAGAUGUCCAGCGAAUUGCCAUUGCCAUUUUAGAUAGUUUAGAAAAACAUAUUAUGCGCCAUGGAAGGCCACCCCCAUGUAGAAAGCAGCAGCAAGCCAAACCAAACUGAAGGCUGCUGGUAUCGGUGUGUAAACUAUCCUCUCUGUAAUAAUCCUUUGACGUGUGUGUAGUUGGAGUAACUUGUACUAUAGCGGUCACCAUUAAAGUUAUUUACCAGCAGUUGUGGUACUCAAUACCACAUGUGGUAACCAUUGGUGAAUGUCAACUUUAAUGCAACUGCAGUAUGCAACAUGUAAGAGGAGCUAGGAUCACUGCUUGAGCUGGUCAUACCUAUAGGAUUUCUGCAGGCUACAAAGAGGUGGAACAUAUACAGGUUGGAAUGUACAUCAGCACCAGACAUUGAGGAAUAUCUUGUUGUGUGACUUGACUUCUGGGACAGACGGUCACUUCAUCUCUGCGAUUGCUGUUUAUAGGACUGUUUACCAACAUGGUGUUUGAAUAGAACUGUUUGUGAUUGUGGCAUUCAACACUCUUGCAGCUUCAUACAAAAAUUCAUGCAUGCACACAUUAAAAUGAUGCUAUAACUAAGGCGACCAGAAUGUCCUGUUAAGCUCUCUUCAAUCCCAAGUCUUCAAAACUCCUUUUCCUGUUGCCAUCAAGCUGUGCUCUUUGUGUCUCUAGAACCAGACUGUUGUUUCUUGCAGCUGUUGGCCUCCCCUGACUCCUCCAGGCUCCAUCAACAAAGUUAGGAUCAACACUAUCCCCCUCUUUGCAUUGGGAGAAGAGGAGAAGUGGAACUAACUGCUGGAGCAGAGCAACGGAAGUAAGCAGGAAAGGGAAGAGAUGGGAAAUGUGAAGCAGAUACGCUGAGUUUUUACAUUUUGAAAUUGAGGAAGUCUUCUUUGUUCUUUAAAGAAGUGAGGAAAUGAGGGGUCUCCCCAGUUCCACUCAGCAAGAAAGAUGAAACAAGACAGCCCUUCUCAGCACUUGGGACUGCAAAUCCUAACAGAAGGGCCCAGGUGUUUGGUCACCUUACUUAUAACAGGCUGUUUUUCUUUGCCGUUUCCUGUAAAUACUUGGUUAGUAUUGUGCAAUGACUUAUUCCCAAGGCAUCACAGUGCAAACUGUUGGCCAACAUUGUAUGCAAGGCCCUGUGUCAAUCGCAUUGUGCGUGGAGUGUGAAUUUUACAUAAAGCUGUUUAAUUGUAAAAAA